Messenger RNA from Aspergillus vadensis CBS 113365, 327 nucleotides. RefSeq lists its product as uncharacterized. The record is from RefSeq and is a predicted model, not a curated record. The transcript has a single exon. Lineage: Eukaryota; Fungi; Ascomycota; Eurotiomycetes; Eurotiales; Aspergillaceae. The coding region runs from base 113 to 295 and encodes 60 amino acids.
GGGGAAAACGAAGGGGGCAAGGAAGAGGAAUUAGUGGCUGCAGGGGCUUAUUGCAAGAUGGGGACUGCUGGUUAGUGUCUUGUCUUGUGGUAAUUCGGAUGGAGUCCGCGGAAUGGGGGAAAAAGGGCGGGAUGAUGAAGUUGAAGAGGGAGGAGAAGGAAGAGGAAAGAGAGGAGCAAAGAGGAGGAAGCUAAUCUAUCUUAGUGGACUGGACUUUUCCAUGGUUUUCGUUGUCAUGGGACUUGGGAACUGGGGACUCUGGGAGUUUGUUCCUGCUUUCGUCUUCUGUGGUUGAGCCUUCGUGUACCUUACCUUUAUCUUCAGGUC